UUGUGUGUUUAUGUCCACUCCACUUUUUGAUAAGUGUCCUUCUCCUUUAUGCCAUACAUCCUACUUUGUGUUGCUCUAAGAGAAAAGGGGUGGGUGCCCCAUGUUCACUGUGAAUAGGGAUUUAGGAAUAAUGGAUAAAGAAGAGAGAAGGAGAAGACAAAGCAAGAGAAAAAGUGUCUACAUUCAUCCUCCCAAUUUACACAUGCUUUUACAUUUUUACCCAAUAUUCCCUAUAAAAUCAAUCCAAAAUUUAGCACGAUUCAGUCCACGUCUCGUCAAUAAAAAUUCAUUUUUCUAUCUAUAUUCCCCAAAUUCCCCUCUUUUUUUCUCUCUCUCCUCUCUCCAUUAUUAGCUUCCAAACAGGCCAGGCGUAGAACCAGAGCUUGGCCUCCGCUUCCAAUGGCGUCCAUUUCCACACUCUUCACCAAAACCCCGAACCCAUCUCCAUCUCUAUGUCUCCCCAGAACCCCCAAGUCCCAUUUUACCCCCGCCUUCAGGCUCCCCAUUCCUCUCCAUUCCAAGACGAGAACCCACCAGAAGUUACGGGUUUCGUCCGCUUUGAUCGAGCCGGACGGUGGCAAGCUCGUAGAGCUCUUCGUGGAGGAGUCUCUGAGGGAUGUGAAGAAGAGAGAAGCCUUGCGGAUGCCCAGAAUCAAGCUCUCAAGGAUCGAUCUUGAGUGGGUUCAUGUAUUGAGCGAAGGAUGGGCCAGCCCUCUUCGCGGGUUCAUGAGAGAAUCCGAGUUCCUCCAAACUCUUCAUUUCAAUUCGCUCCGACUCGACGACGGCUCCUUCGUCAACAUGUCGGUGCCGAUUGUGUUGGCCAUUGAUGAUGCGGAGAAGCAUCAGAUUGGUGACUCCACCAAGGUCGCUCUCGUCGACUCCAAGGACAAUACGAUUGCGAUUUUAAGCAGUAUUGAGAUCUACAAGCACCACAAAGAAGAAAGGAUAGCCAGAACUUGGGGGACUACUGCCCCUGGUUUGCCGUAUGUGGAUCAAGCAAUAACCAAUUCUGGAAACUGGCUGAUUGGAGGUGACUUGGAGGUUGUUGAGCCAGUCAAGUACAAUGAUGGUCUUGAUCGAUUUCGACUAUCCCCUGCCGAACUCCGUGAAGAAUUCACCAAGCGCAAUGCUGAUGCAGUGUUUGCUUUCCAGCUCAGGAAUCCUGUGCACAAUGGUCAUGCUUUGCUGAUGACUGACACACGGCGUCGGCUUCUUGAGAUGGGCUACAAGAACCCUGUCCUCUUACUUCAUCCAUUAGGAGGCUAUACAAAGGCAGAUGAUGUUCCGCUUGGUUGGAGAAUGAAGCAACAUGAGAAGGUGCUUGAAGAUGGGGUUCUUGAUCCAGAGACAACUGUAGUUUCUAUUUUCCCAUCUCCCAUGCACUAUGCUGGUCCAACUGAGGUGCAGUGGCAUGCAAAGGCUCGCAUUAAUGCAGGGGCUAACUUUUACAUUGUUGGUCGGGACCCAGCAGGCAUGGGCCACCCAGUUGAGAAGAGAGACUUAUAUGAUGCUGACCAUGGGAAGAAGGUAUUGAGCAUGGCUCCUGGACUGGAACGGCUAAACAUCCUUCCUUUCAAGGUUGCUGCAUAUGAUAAAACUCAGAAUAAAAUGGCAUUCUUUGAUCCCUCAAGGGCUCAAGACUUCCUCUUCAUAUCUGGCACAAAGGUAUAUUUUUUGCAUAGGAAAAAAAUGCAGACCUCUUUUUUUAUUUCAUAUCUAAUGAUAAUCCCAAAAUGGCUGAAAAUUAUUCAGACUGGGCAUGCAUUUUUUUCAACAUGGAAAUAUUUGAUGGAUGAUGUUUCUGAACAAGGCCGCUACAUUUUGCAGAUGAGAACUCUAGCGAAGAACAAAGAGAACCCUCCAGACGGAUUUAUGUGCCCGGGUGGUUGGGAAGUGUUGGUGGAAUAUUAUGACAGUUUGGUGCCCAGCAACAACGGCAAAGUCCCGGAAACUGUUCCUGCUUAAAUGGAUUGCUGCCAUCUGAUUGGGAGAAACCUUAAAUCUAUUUAUCUCCAGUCUGCAUCAAACUAUGUUGCCAUCUGAUUUGGGAGAAACUUUAAAAACCUAUUUGUCUUCUGUGUGUGAUUGGUGAAGUUUGGUAAGAAUGGUGUGUGCAGAUCCUGUAAUAAAACCACGAGAAGCAGUGCCACAGAGGCAGACAUAUGCCUCUGUCUGUAAAUUAGAGUGCCCAUGGUUACAUCUUGAAUCGGUGGACCUGGGGCAACUGCCUGCACUGCACUGCACUACACUACUUUGUCAAUGGGCUUUUAUAAAGGACAUAGGUUUUAUGGCUUUUA
Molecule: messenger RNA, 2297 nt
Organism: Vitis vinifera (wine grape)
Lineage: Eukaryota; Viridiplantae; Streptophyta; Magnoliopsida; Vitales; Vitaceae
Product: ATP sulfurylase 1, chloroplastic-like
Exons: 4
Coding region: 400-1965 (521 amino acids)
Biological process (GO): sulfate assimilation
Molecular function (GO): adenylylsulfate kinase activity; sulfate adenylyltransferase (ATP) activity
Source: RefSeq, a predicted model, not a curated record